AUGAGAGGAUUAUUAUACAAAGCAGCUGUUAUAGCUUUCAGCACCACAGCCACAGCCAUCACCAAGGAGCAAUUAGAAGAUAUUGCGCCAAAGACUUCGAGCUGCACUGAUGCCAAAUAUGCAGACGAGUGUGCAACAAGCGAAGUAGCAGCUGAGCAACUAACUAAGGCCAUUGAAGAGCACAAAUUGAGUGCAAGUGAGAGUGCAGCAGUUAUCGCCUGGCAGUUGAAUGAGUCACUUGAGUACCGCUACAAUAUCAACCAUUUCAGUAAUGGACAAGAAAAGCACAAUCCAGGCCAGGGUUCUCGCUGUAUGGCCAACUCUCAAUUCGUGGCGGCAUACGUCGCUGCACACGAUGAUUUACGUAGUCAAUCGCCUGUUGAGCUUGAAGCCAACGCUACGCCUGCCAGUAUCACCGGAAUGAACAUCAGCGACGAAGACAAGGACAAGAUUUUAGAUCUCGUAUUAGAUGAUGCACACAGCUGGGACGUCGCAUUCUGGUUCUACGACAGCCAAUGUACAGACAGCGUAAAAGAGCAACUCAAGGACGGUGGCCUCGACGCAUUCAUGCAACAAUGCGUGGGUGGACCAACACCGGAGAAAAUAUACAACUAUUAUGAGAAACUAUCAGAUGUACUCUAA
Molecule: messenger RNA, 642 nt
Organism: Wallemia mellicola CBS 633.66
Lineage: Eukaryota; Fungi; Basidiomycota; Wallemiomycetes; Wallemiales; Wallemiaceae
Exons: 3
Coding region: 1-642 (213 amino acids)
Source: RefSeq, a predicted model, not a curated record